Molecule: messenger RNA, 2132 nt
Organism: Alternaria rosae
Lineage: Eukaryota; Fungi; Ascomycota; Dothideomycetes; Pleosporales; Pleosporaceae
Product: mitochondrial carrier domain-containing protein
Exons: 2
Coding region: 52-1653 (533 amino acids)
Source: RefSeq, a predicted model, not a curated record
GAUAAACAUCGCCAGCCUCACGUAAUCUUUACCCCAAAAACGACAGAUAGGAUGGCGACCUCUCGCGAUGCCCCGAACCCCCUACGACCCUACUAUAUCCCGCCAUCUAUUGGUCCGCCGCCAGAGGUCCCGCAGAACCAGACGUCCUCGUCAUUACCGCCCGCUUUUAAGCCCAGCAACAGUAGUAAAUCGAGUCUGGGCAGUCAGGCACGCGACAUUCUUUCCGACCUAGACUAUGACUCGUACUUUCCAGAGGCCUCGCCUACAGUAGCCGGGCAUGCGAAGAAACUGCUCGAUCAUGCUUUAUGGAAUUACACGAGUGUCCUGCUCGCCCAACCAUUCGAGGUCGCAAAGACGAUCUUGCAGAUACACGAGGCAAAAGGACAAUUAGCAGGCUUAACAGGUGAAGAGUUCGGCCACAAGAGCCGGCCCCAGAGCUUUGCGAGCGGCAAGUUUGAGGAUUAUCCGCCCUCUGAUGAGGAGUCUGAUGAGGACUCGCCGGGAUACUUCACAUCCACUGCCCCGCGCAUGAACCCCACGUCGCCGUCGCCAUAUUCGCCUUCUGUCUCACGAUCGGGCGUCUCAGAAUCGAGGUCUCCACGACGACGCCAGCGACGCCUCGAUAGCCGAUCCCGGUCACGAACACCCACACGGCCCCCACAAUCCGCUGUACGAAAACUAGACCUCAAGCGUCCAGACUCACUCCUCGAAGUGAUAGCACAAUUAUGGCAGAAGGAGUCUGCGUGGGGUGUGUGGAAGAGCACCAACUGCACCUUCAUCUACAACUUCCUGCUCAAGACGACUGAGGGCUGGUUCAGGAGUUUGAUAUCAGCUCUGCUGAACAUACCUGACCCAGGUCUUGUAGGCUCAGCAGGAAGUGGAAUUGGAGGGCUGGAUAUCCUGGACAGCCCAAGCCCACUGACAUCCCUGGGUGUUGCUGUCGCUGCUACAGCCAUUGCAGCCACCCUCCUCGCACCCCUCGACAUGGUGCGCACACGCCUCAUCAUCACUCCCAUCUCUUCUUCCCCGCGAUCUAUAUACCCAUGCCUCUCCCUUCUGCCCUCUUUCUCCGUCACUCCCAGCCUCCUCCCAGCUACCAUAAUGCACGCCUGCGUGCCUACACUCAUCUCCUCCUCAACCCCCCUCUUCCUCCGCUCAACCCUGAGCAUCGACCCUAUCCUCACGCCAACCACCUAUUCUUUCAGCACAUUCCUCUCCUCCACAGCCGAGCUCUUCAUCCGCCUCCCCCUCGAGACUGUCCUCCGCCGCGGCCAGGUCGCCGCACUCCAGGACCACGAAACCCAGCGUCUUGCGUCUGAGUACCAGGCCCCACCCAGCCGUGCUAAGAGCCCAGCUUAUGGUCUGGAUAAACCAAGCUCCUCCGACCAGAGCUUCAAGACUAUCGUCGAGCCGGGUCAGUACAGGGGUGUGCUGGGUACUAUGUGGUUCAUUGCCCGCGAAGAAGGCAUCAGUGUUUCCACCCCGAAUGCUGCUAAGACGGCGAGUGCAAAGGCGAUGGGCUUUUCAAGGCCGCCGCGCACAAGGAAGGGUCAGGGUGUGCAUGGGUUGUGGCGUGGUUGGAGAGUAGGUGUCUGGGGAUUGGUGGGCAUCUGGGGUGCUGCUGCGCUUGGUGGUGGCGGCGGCGAGUUUUAGACUAUGGUAUUGCAGGUUAAGCACUAGGCACUUGAGCGAUGAUGUUAUUUGGUAGAUUGUGUCGUUUUGUUAUGAUCUUCGGGUAAGCAUGUUGGGCGAUGCUAUAUACACCACUCUUAGCUGAUGUUGAACGAAUAUUUUUCCAUUGAGUCAGCAUAUUGUUUCGAUCAUUCUUAAAUUCCUGCUUCAUGUCAUCUGCUUCAAUGAGUCUUCCAACCAGGACAUGAGUUAUUCUCACCAAAAAACGCGACUAUGGUCAUUCGAGUAACAAGGCAGGAUCUAACUUGAGUUGCGCAUCAGAUUGAUGCACAUGGCACGACUAUCAUGUCUGCUGAAGUGGUGGUCCGCUUCAUCGGACGACUGUCAACGUGAUAAACAACCUAGACAAACGUGUUUUGAGACCUUAGGGGACCGCAUGGUAUAUCAAAAGGAAAUAGUCUGCUGACUGUGGCCUUGGGUUUGUAACAGCUUCCGAAAAU